GAAAGUUUAAACUCUUCAGAAGCUAACAGACUAGGGCAGAAUCAAGAAGACCAUACAUUAGAAGAUACAUCUCUGCUGGUAUUUUAGGGAAUCUACAAUGGAAGAACACAAGAACACUCAGCUAGAUUAUGAUCUCCCUCUUUCCUUCAGCUCCUAUCCAUCCAUCCUUCACCACUCUCCGCCCCAAGCACCCCAUUGCCCUCCUGAAGUGAUAGCCAUUGCAAAUCCCCCAUCCAAACCAGCCCUUCCAAGGUCAGAGAAAGUGGAAAUCUUAAGAUUGGUCCAGUCAAAGAGGAACAUUAACAGUUUGAACAUGGACCUUGAAAGGGACAUGCAGAGAAUAGAUGAAGCAAAUCAAGAACUUCUUCUCAAAAUCCACGAGAAAGAAAACGAGAUUCAGAGUCUGGAAAGUGAGAUCACCCAGACCAGAGACUUGGCUGAAGAUGAGGAGUGGGAGAAGGAGAACUGCACCACAGUAGAGAGGGAAAAAGCCUUGCAGGAGCUGGAAGAAGAAACAGCCAGACUCGAUAGGAAGAAUGAGACUCUGGUCCACAGUAUAGCAGAACUUCAAAGAAAGCUUACAAGAAAAUUACAUAAGGCAACGAAGUGUGAACAAGACAAAACAAAGGGAUCCCCAGAAGAGUCAAAGGCCAAGUUACAACAGCUGGAAGCUUCCUGUGCAGACCAAGAGAAAGAGCUGGCCAAGGUAAUGGAGGACUAUGCAUUUGUGGCUCAGCUCUGUGAGGAUCAGGCCCUCUGCAUAAAGAAGUACCAGGAAACACUGAGGAAAAUAGAAGAAGAACUAGAGACUCGGUUCCUUGAAAGAGAAGUAUCAAAAGUCUUGAGCAUGAAUUUUGUAAGAAAAGAGUCUAACAGCCAAAAUCAUAAGGAUCACUCUCUACAAAAGAAGGGAACACGGUUCUGCAAAAGGAUUUUUCAAUAUGUCUUUUUCACCACCCUAUUUUUCAUCAGACUGCUGGGCUACUUGUUUUUCCAUAUAAGUUUUAUAAAUCCAGAUCUCCUUAUCAACAUACUGCCCAAGAUACUGAGCAGGGACAUCCUGUGGAAGCUAAGAUGCUUCUUCUUUCCAUCUCUCACACUUGAGACAGAGGACAUGUUACCUCACUGAUCCCCAAGAAAUAUCCUUGAGCAAAAAAAGGCAAGUGGUGUCUGAAUCUGUAGACUAAGAGACGGCGGGAUUCGUGGAGGGAAAAGGUUUUCUCCAGUUUUCCCUUGAGGUCUGUCUACUUGAUCACCUUCUCUUUCCAUGCGGUCUUUCCAAGGCUGACCUUGCCCAGGAAAAAGCUCUGUCAAUAGAUUUCUAGGACUACAGAUAAGCUAAAUGUACCAGAUAGU
Lutra lutra (Eurasian river otter) is the source of this 1356-nucleotide messenger RNA. It is a transcript of the gene TMCO5A, whose product is annotated as transmembrane and coiled-coil domains 5A. The transcript is spliced from 13 exons. The record is from RefSeq and is a predicted model, not a curated record. Bases 98 to 1129 code for a protein of 343 amino acids. NCBI's taxonomy places the organism in Eukaryota, Metazoa, Chordata, Mammalia, Carnivora, Mustelidae.